Molecule: messenger RNA, 423 nt
Organism: Olea europaea var. sylvestris
Lineage: Eukaryota; Viridiplantae; Streptophyta; Magnoliopsida; Lamiales; Oleaceae
Product: nuclear-interacting partner of ALK-like
Exons: 2
Cellular component (GO): nucleus
Molecular function (GO): zinc ion binding
Source: RefSeq, a predicted model, not a curated record
UAUUUUUCCGCUGCUAUUUUAAGCAGUUCUAUAGGGGCAUCAUCUCCUGCUGUUCCUACAAAUGCUGGCAGCGCAGACUGGUUUGGUCAAGUGCAGAACUCGAAAGGUUCUCGCAUUGGUUCGCAGCCCAUGUGGACUUCAUUGAGCACUAGUGCUGGUGAUUCUGCUCUUGGAUCAUCUCAACCUUCGUGCAGACCCUGGGAAAGAGGUGAUUUACUGAGACGCCUCUCAACAUUCAAUCCUGCAAAUUGGUUUGGAAAGCCCAAGGCUGCUAGUGCUCUGGCCUGUGCCAGAAGAGGAUGGGUGAAUGUGGAUGUUGAUAAAAUUAAAUGUGAAUCUUGUGGUGUGAAUCUGAAGUUCAUUUCAUCAGCUACCUGGACUCCUUCUGAAGGUGAAUCAGGCUGUUAAUUGUUAAUUUUUGCA